ACACGGGGGGGUUUGACCCCAGUGGGAGCAGGAAAAUGGUCUGUAGCCCCACGAGGAAGCGGAGCUGACGGUGGGAGCGACUCCAGGCUGCACUGAGCCCCGGAUCCCCCCUGGCCCCGAUGACCGAUGAGCACAGCAGAGCAGAGAGCUCUUCAUCCUCCGACCCCGAGCUGUACUAUGAGGAAGAGGAGGAUGAAGAUGGGUCCGAACCCUCCGACAGCAGCAGCAUCUGCUCCGACGACUCCAUCUACCCCCCCUCAGAGCCCCCAUGUGGGGCUGGGGGGUCGGGGGAGCUGAGUCUCUAUCAGUGCUGCCUGCGCAACGAUGCCCAGCUGCUGCGGGAACGGCUGCGCUGUGGGGUGGGAAGGGGGGAGGCCACAGAGCUGGAUGUCAAUGGCAGGAACGGGCUGAUGGUCGCCUGCUGUCAGGGCUUCGUGGACAUCGUGCCCCUCCUGCAGCACUGCCCCUACAUGGACGUCAACCAGCAGGACAACGAGGGCAACACGGCGCUGAUGAUGGCGGCGCAGGCAGGGCACAUCACCAUCGUUAAUUACCUCCUUAAUUACUUCCCGGCGUUGGAUGUGGAGCGGCGCGAUGCCCGCGGGCUGACGGCGCUGAUGAAGGCAGCGGUGCAGGGACGGCACGACUGCGUCACCGCGCUGCUGAUGGCAGGAGCCGACCUGCACGCUGUGGACCCCGUCAAAGGGAAGACAGCCAGAGAUUGGGCCGCCUUCACCGGCCGCUUCGAGACCACCGUCCGCAUCCGGACCCUCCUCCGGCGCCCACGAGCUGAGCAGUUUGGCACCCAUUACCUCCCCGAGUGGCCGGCGUUGGCCGGGCUGGUGGCCAAAGCCCUGAGCCCCAAAUCCUUCAGCCAACGGCUGUCGGAGAAGAUCCGUUCCAUCUUCACCUUCCGCAUCCCCCGCGAUCCAGAGGAGGACGGCGUGUUGGACCACAUGGUGAGGAUGACCACCUCCUUAGCCAGCCCCUUUGUGAGCACUGCUUGUAGAACCAUCUGCCCCGAUAGCCCACCCGAAGUGGGCAAGAGGAGGCUCUCGGUGGCGGAGAUCCUCCAAGGGCCGGGCACUGGGACAGCAUCAUGCAAUGGCCAACUGAUGGGUCAUGGCCAACUGGAAAGGCAAGGCCAACUGGAAAGGCAAGGCCAACUGGAAAGGCAAGGCCAACUGGAAGGUCAUGGCCAACUGGAAGGUCAUGGCCAACUGGAAGGGUAUGGCCAACAUGUUGGCAAUGGCCAAGUUGCGUUGGACCGAGCGGUACCGGAGAUGGCACCACACCGUCACCGUCUCCUGGGCUUCCUCCCCCGGCUCCUUCGUGCCAACUGCAUCUUCCCCGGGGAGCGAGUGCCCAGGAUCAAGCUGAGCAAAGCCAGCUCUCCUCCAGCAGGUGGGAGGGAGAGGAGACCCCGUGUCCGAGACAAGGGGCUGCUACAGCCACCCAAAUGGAGGUACAAGGAGCUGAAGGAGGAUAAGCGAGCGGCUGAGGAGGCAGAAGGGGAAAAGAAGAGGAAAAAGGGGAAAAAGGGGCGCUGAAUUGGGUGGGGGUCCCUAUGUUGACCUCUUGUCUGAUGGGGGUUUUGGGGUUGCCCCCCACCCUUGUGCUGUUGGUUUGGUGCUGUCGGCCCCAUGGUGAUGGGUGGGAUCCU
This is a messenger RNA of Coturnix japonica (Japanese quail), 1663 nucleotides long. It is a transcript of the gene ANKRD33, whose product is annotated as ankyrin repeat domain 33. NCBI's taxonomy places the organism in Eukaryota, Metazoa, Chordata, Aves, Galliformes, Phasianidae. The record is from RefSeq and is a predicted model, not a curated record. Gene Ontology annotation, molecular function: protein binding.